Messenger RNA from Laetiporus sulphureus 93-53, 732 nucleotides. RefSeq lists its product as uncharacterized. NCBI's taxonomy places the organism in Eukaryota, Fungi, Basidiomycota, Agaricomycetes, Polyporales, Laetiporaceae. Bases 1 to 732 code for a protein of 243 amino acids. The record is from RefSeq and is a predicted model, not a curated record. The transcript has 5 exons.
AUGCUCAAUCCUGUCAACCUCGACGUCAAGCCCGUCGCGAUGGCUGACCGCGUGCCCAUGACCAAUGCUCAGCGCAUCGCGCGCGGCCUAGGGCCCAACAGACCACGCUUUCGCUCGUCGGCACGCUUGGCUCCUCGUGCCUCAUCCCUGCCGGACCCGAACCCGAACCGGUGCACGACCGUCGCAGGCCACAUUCGCGUUACUGGAACUGGCAUCGAAACCAACUCCUUUGUCUCGCGCAACCCCAAUCCGUUCGGCGAGUACGGCAUUACUGAGGGCACUGGAGACGCGCUCCUCGUCCAGUAUAUUGACUGCAUGGUCGCCAUGGGUUCACUCGAUCUCGUCACACUCAACGGUAUUGCGGACUUCACAUACCUUGGUGGCAUAACCGGCUACGCGAGCUCAUCGGGUGAUCUUGCGAGAGGGUCCGACAACUACGUAUAUCUCGGCGGGACGACUCAGAUCGCUCCAAACGCACGCCCCGCUUCUGGAGCCAACUCUUUCACGUUCACGACCGGCGAACACGAGGACAUCGAGAGUGCCAUCUGGCGCAUCAACGCUUCCACGGGCGCAAUCACGGCGCACUGGGUGAACCCGGAUGGCAGCCUUCCGACCACGACAAUCGCAUAUUAUGCUCCGGAGAACUUCCUCCUGCUCACCGGCGACGACGCGGCAUUCGCUCGCACUUACGGGACGACUCCUGUUGUGACAUUGACAUUCGUUGAAGCGUGA